Molecule: messenger RNA, 1821 nt
Organism: Pestalotiopsis fici W106-1
Lineage: Eukaryota; Fungi; Ascomycota; Sordariomycetes; Amphisphaeriales; Sporocadaceae
Exons: 1
Coding region: 1-1821 (606 amino acids)
Molecular function (GO): metal ion binding
Source: RefSeq, a predicted model, not a curated record
AUGGCCUCGAAGAUUGAGCAAGGCCGUGAUCACGAGGAAAACCGUAACCGUGCCAUGAUGGAGCCGACCUCAGAGUCCUCAUCGUUGACUGGUCAGUUGCCUCGAUACUUUCUGGUUCGUCCAGACGUCACCAAACACACUGCUUCGGGUACCGUGACGACCAAGGGCGCCAUGGUGCCACUGAUUCCGAUUGACCAGCUACCUUCCUGGCUGGAAAUAACUGGUGUACCUCGCGAGCUCAGCCCCGAGCACAUGAAGGGCCUUACAAACCUAGGCGAGAGUACCAAGGACUUUGACACUUAUAACGUGUGUGUCAUUUACCAUGACGACGAUGGUGAUGAUGACGAUGAUGACGAUGAUGACGACGGCGCCUCUGAGCCCCGAAUGACAUCGAGACUUGACAAAAUCAAGUAUCAACAUGUCGGAGCCUCGAGCGGGCGCCAUAUCAUCACAACUGCCCACUGUGGAAAUGACUCGAACCCUCGUGGGCACAGUCAGAGGACCCCUCAGCACCACGGAAGUGAUAUAAUCAGCACAGCCCCUGGAGAGCUUGAUGCGAAUACCGGAAAGCAAGGCACCGGUCACGAUGAUAUGUUGGGGUCGGACUCGAGUCGCCAAGAUGACAGCAGUUACGAUCACCCUGCUAGCUCGGCUUCGUCCGAGGCAUGUGAGUCUGUCCUAUCGAGCAGCCCUGACAAGGAGACAUUCCCUAGCUUGCGAGUCAAGGAAGGUAUUCAGGAAAGCCGCCAUGCACCGCGGACUACCAAUACUCCUUCUCUCGUCACACGAAAGCAAAUACCCCCAAGCCCUACUGCGGACCUAAACCCUCGAAUUCCCUCCUCUGUUCCAGCCCGGCCCCGCGAGCUCUAUAAUCCUUACAGCACGCUUACCCGCAAGAGAACCGUACCCUCCGGUGAUCAGCAAGCAUAUCGUUUGAAGAAGAGUCUGCCUUCUAGCAGCAGAUAUUCGCCCUCGCAGCCUUCGAGGUCUCUGGCAAUCUCUCAUCAUCGUGGCGGCAAUGGCAAUGGCAGCAACAAUGUCAGCACCAGUGGUAGCUCGAGGUACGAUGUACUGGGCUACUCUACUACUGGCGGCAGCACGACGAACCACCAACACCACCCCACCAAUAACAACAAUAACAACACGCGCACCUCGUCGUCAGCGGGCACUGGCAGCAGCACAACUUACUGUCGGCACUGGUGCCACCACAACACGUGCAAGUACGGCGCCGAGUGCAAGUACGUCCACGAGAUGCCAAAGACGCUCGAAGGGCUCAGCGCCGUGGGCCUGUCUGACUGGCCGAAGUGGUACAAGGCUGAGAAGCACGGGUACGAAAAGGCCAUGGCCGAGGUGCACCAGUCCCUGAAUCUCAAUGGCACCCUGAGGUAUCCCGCCGGUCUGGUGCUCGUUGGUCCGCACUCUUCCUCGUCCUCUUCCUCCCGAGCGCCGCCGCUGACCGAGCAGCCAGAGAAGCAGGAGAUUGCCGAGCUCACCGAGCCGCAGCACCACCACCAACACCAGCAGCGGCAAAGUCUCGAACGCCACAUGAUGACGAUGAUGGAAGAGGCAAAGCGCGCCAGCAAAAUGACCAAGGACAAGAAGAGGAUCAAGGGUCCCUCCUCGUACUCCACUUCCUCCAAGAAACUGUCGGCCCACAGAAACGGAAACGCCCUCUUGAUGAGACAGCGCAGCCAUGCGGGCGAAAAUCCCGUGCGAGACGAAAACGGCACGGAGGGCGUCAAGAUGGCAAGAGCCAAGGCGGAUAAGAUGUGCAAAGUUGUCGCGAGUGAGGAGGAGCAGGACUUGAUUAGUCUAGAUUGA